GACGUUACAGGAAACAGGAAGUGGAGCCUCGAGCCAAACAGGAAACAGUCAUAGCAGUGGUGCCGGUUAGAGAAGAUCUGAAGAAGCGAUUAAAGCAGGAGAGAUGAGCACCCCAGGAGGGCUGGUGACCAAUCGUGGACGGCGUUUCAAAUGGGCCAUUGAGCUGAGUGGUCCAGGUAGCGGUAGUAGGGGCCGGAGCGACCGGGGCAGCGGUCAGGGGGACACCCUCUAUCCUAUAGGCUACUCAGACAAGCAGGUGCCGGACACAAGCGUUCAGGAAACGGAUCGCAUCCUGGUGGAGAAGCGCUGCUGGGAUAUCGCCCUGGGUCCCCUGAAGCAAAUCCCUAUGAACUUGUUCAUCAUGUACAUGGCGGGCAACACCAUCUCCAUCUUCCCCACCAUGAUGGUCUGUAUGAUGGCCUGGAGGCCCAUCCAAGCACUCAUGUCCAUCUCUGCCACCUUCAAGCUACUUGAGAGCUCAAGCCAGAAGUUUCUUCAGGGUCUGGUGUAUUUAAUUGGCAACCUCUUAGGGUUGGCCUUAGCUGUUUACAAGUGCCAGUCAAUGGGACUGCUGCCUACUCAUGCCUCUGACUGGUUGGCAUUUAUUGAACCACCAGAGCGCAUGGAGCUGACAGGUGGGGGUUUAGUGUUGUGACCCGACCCAGACACCAGCUGCUGCUUUAGAUGUGUGGACGAUCACCGUCACAGCAUAUUCUUUUUCCUUCACGCUCCCUUACUCAAGAAGCUCCUGAGUCCUAAGUGGAUGUUACUGCUUUGUGGAACAGCAGAUGAAAAUUCACAGGCAAAAAGGGAAACAGAAUAUGAAGGUCGGAUAUGCUCUGCAGGGGAAGGAGACGACGGCUUCUCUUGACAGGUUAUUUUCAUCCCCUUCUGUUGAAUCCAGAAUAAAAGUGUUAACACACA
Molecule: messenger RNA, 924 nt
Organism: Elgaria multicarinata webbii
Lineage: Eukaryota; Metazoa; Chordata; Lepidosauria; Squamata; Anguidae
Gene: EMC4
Product: ER membrane protein complex subunit 4
Exons: 6
Coding region: 104-655 (183 amino acids)
Biological process (GO): protein folding in endoplasmic reticulum
Cellular component (GO): EMC complex
Source: RefSeq, a predicted model, not a curated record